Molecule: messenger RNA, 4546 nt
Organism: Linum trigynum
Lineage: Eukaryota; Viridiplantae; Streptophyta; Magnoliopsida; Malpighiales; Linaceae
Source: the annotation of a GenBank genome assembly
CUACACAUGGCGGUUCUCACUUGCUUUAUUAAUCUUUCGAAUCUUUUUGGCACAAUAUAGUAAACGAGCCACAAAAUUAAAACACAGAAUAAUUUAUAAACCAAUUGAAACAGAUAAACAACAUAUAUAAAAGACACCCAAAAAACUAACAACUAGAAGACACUGACAAAAUAGAAACUAGUAAAUUCCCGCAAUUCCGCAAACCAAAUAUAUACCGUGGUCGUGAUUUUAUCUUGCGAAAGAUAAAGUUAAGUUACGGAAAGGUAAUUAUAGGGCUGUACAUAUGACUCAAGAUAGGUUCAUAACAAUUAUAAGUAAUUAAAUUUGGACCAUUUUUUUAAGUGGUUGCAGAUCUAAGGAUGGUGAAUUAAAUGAAUAUUUUCUAUAGUUUUAUUGAUUGGAUCAUAUUUUCUUCAUUCUAACUCGGAUUUCAAAUUUUUUUUUUGCACAGAUGGAACGAGUUCGUUGUGCUCUACAAAAUGAUAUCAAUUUGCAAUAUUUUUUUGAGAAAAAAAUUUCAUACCUCUCGUUACCAACUCCAUACCAUUUGGUAUAUCCUUCGUUUUUAGUCGUUUUUGAAAAUAUUUGCUCAGAAGGAACGAGUUCAUCAUAAUCUAUUAAUUCUAAAAAUUUCUGGGUGAAUAAAUAGAGGACCAAAAAUUAUCAUACUUUACCACUCUGGUAUGGGGGCGGUAACUUGUGAUAAACAAUGAUGAAAGUCGUAAAUGACAGUUAGUAUACUCCUACUAUCAUGUAUUCAACCUUCUUAUACUCUUUGUAUGUUUAUACAAUCACGGUACACUUUCUUACCAUAUGAUAUGCUCCUAUUUAAUAUCAUAUGGUAUUGAUUGAUAAAAAAUGCCUCAUUUUUUUCUCUAAAAAUAUAUCAAAGUGGAUAUCAUUUUAAAGAGCACAAUUAAUCUUAUUUAUCUGUGCAAAAAAAAUUUAAAUUCCGACGGAAACGAGAGAGAAAUCAUCCGUCAAAGAUGAAAGGGGAAAAAAUAAAAGGUUUUCCAUGAAAAAGAGGGAUUCUAAUGUGUACGGAUUACUCAUGAUUACUCACUCUAAAGUUACUGACCUGAUUCGCUCUUGUCAGACAUAUAAAAAUCUUUUCAUUUUUCAUUUGUGAUUUUACAGUGAUGUAUAUUUUUAUACUUUUCUAUUCUAUCGUGGUCCGUGAGCGGGCUAAAAAUCUAAUCUAAUCACAUAGUAUAAGGCAAUUGUAUAUUGACAUGUGUGGCAUUGGAAAACCACAAACCAAUUUUGGAAUGGGACGGGAGAAGUACUUCAUGUUAUCUUUUUAUGGCAACGUGUCAGUCUCAUGUUGCGUUUAUGAGAUCCUAUUUUUGGCAAAACCCACAAAACGAAUCUUGGUCCUUGGACUAGAUAGGGUUUUCUAUCUAUAAUUACUAUAUAGAAGAUUGGCAAGGCCAGGGUCGCUUCUCUCCCUCACAUAACCCUAAUCCAGCUAGCAAGCUAGAGCAGUAAAAAAAAAAAAAAAAAAAAUGAACCGUCCUGUAUCGACACUGCCAGAAUACUUUGCCCUCAAGAGCAAGUCCAACGGCAAGUACUUGAAGUACCGUCGCGACGAUCCCAAGGCACGCGCCGUGCUCCAAUUCUCCGGCGACGAGCUCGUGGAUGUUCUCGUCAAGUUCUUCUCAGAUGGAGUCACCGGGCACGAUGGGGGAAGCUCCACGACGUACCACUUGAGGUGCUGCUACAACAAGAAGUACUGGCAGAAAGCCAGCCAGGGCGAGAGCCUCAUCAUCGGAGGAGGAGACACUCCUGAUGACAACAGCACGAAGUGGUCGUGCACGCUCUUCAGGCCCGAGUUCCAGGAAGAGGGAGUCGCCAGACUGGUACACGUCCAGUCUGGCGGCUACCUCGGUCGUGGCUCCUCUGACCCUGCUGCUGGCCCCGAUUGCUUGAUCGUCGUGGCAGCAGCAGAGCGCGCGGAGGUGUGCGAGGUGGUGAACUACAGGGAGGCGGUGGUGACGCUGCCUAAGUUGGUGGCGUUCAAGGGAGACAAUGGCAAGUACCUCAAGGCUUCCCACAUUAAACCAAUUAUAAUGCAGGGUGGGAUGCUGAAGAUGAAUGCCCCUACUUACAAAACACUCCAGUUCACCGGCGAAAAACUUUCCGACCCGUCGGUGUCCCAUGAGGUGUUUGUGAACCCGGCGGAUGCUACCAUUUCCAUCAAAUCCGGUUCAGGAGGAGAUAAAGGGUUCUGGAGGCGGAACGAAUACGUGGAGAACAGGAUUUUCUUGGUGGAGUCUGAAAGUGAUCGCCCCGACUUUCACGACAAGGAAACGCUGUUUAAGGUGCACAGAUUGCACCCUUCGGAGCCGCUCUAUGGUCUUACAAGCUGCGGCGCUAAUAAUAUGCCCUGCAAGCGAGUCGAUCACCCCACGUACCGCCAUUGCCUCCGAGCACAAGACGUAGACGUGGAGCCGUACAACAAACUCUUGGUGGAGGAGCCCAUCGUUUGGAGGCGCAUGUACGAGGCUGAUUUCAAGACGGCGGACGCCAGAGUCUACCCGGUGGAGCAGCCAAAAGUCGAGGUGCUGAUUCAUCCAAACGAGACCACACAAGUCUCCAAGGUGAAAGUACAGGUUGGGAAGACAGAGAGCCAUGCUACUUCUUGGAGCAACAGUUAUGGCUGGAAGAUAGGCGGCUCCGUUGAGCUGACCACGGAUUUCACAGGGAUUCCGCUCGUGAAGGAAGCAAAAGUCGUGGUUUCGGGCGAGCAUUCGGAGGAAAAAACCGAAGGAGGAUCCCAGGAAGAGAGCAAGAGCUCGGCGGUUGAGGUCGAGAUCCCCGUGCCUCCUAAGAAACAGUUGAGAAUUACGACGACGGUGACCAAGACGGCCUGUGACGUCCCUUUCGAUUACUCGUACACCGAAAUGCGUCACGAUGGCACGACGGCGGACCUGCGGGUCCAAGACGGCCUCUUCACUACUACCACAUCCACGACGGUGGUUGCGACCAAAGAAGAAGAGCUGGGGACCAAGUGAUACAUAUACCACUAGCUUUAACAUGAAAGUUAUAGAUUCGAAUCCCGUUAGUAGGGGUUCACAUCAGGUGAUUAGGAGUUCUUUAGCCACGUGAUUAAGUCAAUCUCAAUUAUUGAAUUUUAUUAAAAUCUAAUGGUUCAAAUAAAUAGGUUAAUGAAAAGUAAGGUAGUAAUUACAUAAUUUAUUUAUUUAACCAUUAAAAUAACAAACAAAAAAGUUGGGCCACUGGCGCAACCGCUGUUCCUCUCCUCCCGGCGGCCGAUUAUUUUUCCCCGAUGCCGUUGGGAUAUUUGGCCCGCCAUUUUUUUUGCCCGCCGGCUAGUUGCUUACGGGGAAAUCUCCCGCCAUAAUGGAGACAUCACUUUUGCUGGGGAAUUCCACGAGAGAGAGUGUAGGGAUGGAGCCUUUUGGAUGAAACUCCUCUAUGUAGGGAUGGAGCCUCCAAAGUCAACUCGGAUGUUUUUUCUAGUUUGUAUGGAUUGUCGAUUUAGUUUAUCAUUUUUGUCCACCAUGUUCGUAAUGUUUGUGUGUCUAAGAAACAACCGGGUUGACUUUGGAACGGAGACCACUAUAUAGGGAUGGAGCCUCUAAAGUCAACCCGAUUGUUUUUUUUUUGUAUGUUUUGUAUUGUUUGUCGAUCCAGUUUGUAUUCUUUGUACAUUUCAAACAUUUGUAAUGUUUGUAUGUUUUGUCGUUGUAGUUUGUACUGUUUGUAUGGUUUGUACUAAUUAUAAGUUGGGUUUGCAUACUUUAUAAUUUUUCAUAAUACCCAAACUACCCCUAUCAUUAAUUAAAUAGCCCUUCCAACUUUUUAACCAUUAGAUUGUUGUGUCCAGAUCUAAGGGUUGGGAGAGGCUUAGUCAAGUGACUAAGCACCCCCUUUAGUCACAGGAUCCGGACUCCCGUUAGUAGCACCUAAGUAUUCUUUUAAAAAAGGCGCUCGGGUGUUUUCUCAAUUUCCUUUUCAAGAAUCCCUAUGCGUACAUACAUCACUGCAAUGUUGUUAUAAUUCGCGACCGUCUUCAUUGUGGGAUUUUUCCAGAAAUAGCACCUUUAAAAAAUUUACAAAAAUAGCACCCAAUCCAUAGAAAUUACAAAAAUAACACCCUUUUUUAAAAACCGCACCUUAGAGGUGCGGUUUGAUUGUGAAUUGCACCCCCUGGUGCGGUUUGUAUGUAAACCGUACCCCCAAGGUGCGGUUUAGCAUUCUGGGCCAAAACCGCAUCUUGCCCAUGCGGUUUGUGUGUCUGACCUAACCAAACCGCAUGGCCUAGAUGCGGUCUUGUGGCGACCUAGCAAAACCGCACUUUGGGGAUGCGGUUUUGCUUCUCCAAAACAAACCGCACCCUCAAACUACGGUUUUGGCAACACAAACCGCACCCCCCUAAUGCGGUUCGUGUGUCAUUUAUUUUCUGACACCAAACAUAUAGCCAUGCAGAUUGACAGACGUGUGGGCUGCAUGACAGAUGAAAAUCACACUUCUAAGGUGCGGUUUUCAUUGAUGAUUUUGCCUAUAAAAACAGUCUGGGAAA